UCCAGCAUCUUCUCUUCCCUCUUGGACCAGUGGGUACAGACAAGAUGAAGUGGCUGAUUUUGGUGGCUCUUUUUGGGCUGAGUGCAGCUUAUCACAACCCUCACAUGAAGCAUGGACGCACCUCCAUUGUGCACCUGUUCGAGUGGAGGUGGGCCGACAUCGCGGCAGAGUGUGAGCGCUACCUCGGGCCCAAUGGCUUCGGAGGUGUUCAGAUCUCCCCUCCCAAUGAGCACAUCAUCAUCAACAACCCCUGGAGGCCCUGGUGGCAGCGUUAUCAGCCAAUCGGAUACAACCUCUGCUCCCGAUCAGGAAAUGAGCAUGAGCUCCGCGACAUGAUCACCAGAUGCAACAACGUCGGGGUGAACAUCUAUGUGGAUGCUGUGAUCAACCACAUGUGCGGUGCUGGAGGUGGAGAGGGCACCCACUCCUCCUGCGGCAGCUGGUUCAGUGCCAACAGAAAGGACUUCCCCUCCAUCCCCUUCACUGGCUGGGACUUCAAUGACCACAAGUGCAGGACUGGCAGCGGCAACAUUGAGAACUAUGGAGAUGCCAAUCAGGUCCGUGACUGCCGUCUGGUGGGUCUGCUGGAUCUUGCUCUGGAGAAGGACUACGUCAGGGGUAAAGUGGCGGACUUCAUGAAUAAGCUGAUUGACAUGGGCGUGGCUGGGUUCAGAGUGGAUGCCUGUAAACACAUGUGGCCCGGAGACCUGCAGAAUAUCUACGGACGCCUCCACAACCUCAACACCAAGUGGUUCUCUGGUGGAUCCAGACCUUUCAUCUACCAGGAGGUCAUUGAUCUGGGAGGCGAGCCUAUCACCUCCAGGGAGUACUUCCACCUGGGACGCAUCACUGAGUUCAAAUAUGGCGCCAGACUGGGAACUUUGUUUAGGAAGUGGAAUGGAGAGAAACUCAGCUACACCAAGAACUGGGGAGAGGGCUGGGGUUUCAUGCCCAAUGGAAACGCCUUGGUGUUCGUGGAUAACCAUGACAAUCAGAGAGGUCACGGAGCGGGUGGAGCGUCCAUCGUCACUUUCUGGGAUUCCAGACUGUACAAGAUGGCCGUCGGGUACAUGCUGGCCCACCCCUACGGAGUCACCAGAGUCAUGUCCAGCUUCAGAUGGGACCGUCACUUUGUCAAUGGAAAAGAUCAGAAUGACUGGAUGGGACCUCCCAGCCAUGGAGAUGGAUCUACCAAAUCUGUUCCCAUCAACGCUGACCAGACCUGUGGAGACGGCUGGGUGUGUGAGCACAGAUGGAGGCAGAUCAAGAACAUGGUGAAGUUCCGUAAUGUGGUGAAUGGACAGCCUCACUCAAACUGGUGGGACAACCAGAGCAACCAGGUCGCCUUUGGACGUGGCAACCGCGGAUUCAUCGUCUUCAACAAUGACGACUGGAACCUUGACAUGACCCUGAACACUGGCAUGCCCGGAGGAACAUACUGUGACGUGAUCUCAGGUCAGAAGGAGAACGGCAGGUGCACAGGCAAACAGAUCCAUGUGGGAGGAGACGGUCGCGCCCACUUCAAAAUCAGCAACCGCGACGAGGAUCCAUUUGUGGCCAUUCAUGCCGAGUCCAAGUUGUGA
Boleophthalmus pectinirostris (great blue-spotted mudskipper) is the source of this 1583-nucleotide messenger RNA. Its product is annotated as alpha-amylase. NCBI's taxonomy places the organism in Eukaryota, Metazoa, Chordata, Actinopteri, Gobiiformes, Gobiidae. The record is from RefSeq and is a predicted model, not a curated record. Gene Ontology annotation, molecular function: cation binding; alpha-amylase activity. The coding region runs from base 45 to 1583 and encodes 512 amino acids. Gene Ontology annotation, biological process: carbohydrate metabolic process. The transcript is spliced from 9 exons.